Polistes dominula (European paper wasp) is the source of this 1581-nucleotide messenger RNA. RefSeq names its product Ecdysone-inducible gene E1 (gene ImpE1). Gene Ontology annotation, molecular function: protein binding. The record is from RefSeq and is a predicted model, not a curated record. NCBI's taxonomy places the organism in Eukaryota, Metazoa, Arthropoda, Insecta, Hymenoptera, Vespidae.
CAGAUAGUGAAAAAUGUUGAAAUAUUGUUCUACUACGAUACUACUAAUAUGCAUCGUUAUUAUUCAUUUGCGUUUGACAAUGUCGUCGCCAAUGUUGAAAGAACUUAAACUCGGUGAUGAAUGCAACAGAAACAGAGAUUGUGAAAAUUCCAUCGCCAAAAGCCAUUGCUAUUAUGGUUACUGUCGGUGUCAACCCUUUUUUGCAGAAUACAAUGGAACACAUUGCCUCGAGUCAACAUUAUUGGGUAACGAUUGUAUAGUAAACGAACAGUGUUCGUUGAAAGUAGCAAACAGCAGCUGUCUCGAAGGUGCAUGCAGAUGCGUCGAAGGUUAUUUACAAUUUCGUAGACACACCUGUUUAGGACCUGCAAAAUUGGGCCAAGUGUGUUACGAACACGCACAUUGCAGAUUAUGGGAUCAAAAUAGUCACUGUGAUUAUUUAAUACCUGAUUUAUUUGGACGUUGUCAAUGUACAGCACCAAUGCGUCGUGAAGGUGACAUUUGUAGUCCCGAUAAUCUUGUAAGACCAUCUAUAUCUUUGAAUCAAGAAAUUCAUUCAUAUCAAACUGACGAAACUACAGAAACUGAUGAAGAAAAUAAUGAUUUUUUAAUAUCAACUUCUAAACCAGAAAAUAUCGAUGAUCAAGAUAAUACAGGUGUACAAAUAUCAUGGCUGAAGAAUUCAUCGAAGCUUUUGUCGACUACAACGAAUGAUCAAUUAAUACCUGUUAAUUUAGUGACAAGACCAAGUUUUGUCAAUGGUAGACCAAAUCGUCCAUUGAGUUCAACCGAGAUUGCUGAUGACGAUGAUGCUGUUGUCAUUUAUGCCGAAUCUACGGAACAAUCGUCACAAAUGACGACAAUUUCAACUACUGCAGCACCGAUAAAAACUGAUCGUCACGAACCAACUGCAACUAUAGCAGUCAGUUUAGGUCUACCAUGUACCUCAGAUUUAGAAUGUCGAAUGGCAGAUCCAUAUUCAAGAUGUACGAAAGGAAUUUGCGAUUGCAAUUUCCCUAGUAAUUCUAGUUGCAGUGCAAAGAUUGGUGGUUGUACACCUGGUACGUUUCAAUGCAGAAGUUCAGGAAAUUGCAUAAGUUGGUUCUUCGUGUGUGAUGGUCGUGCAGAUUGCGUUGAUGGUUCUGACGAGGAAUGUACAAAGGGUAAUUGUCCUAAUCAAGCUUUUAAAUGCCAAAAAAGUGGCAUUUGCGUAUCUAGAGCAGGAAUAUGCGAUGGUAAUCGUGAUUGUCCCGACAACGAGGAUGAAAAGGAUUGCAAUAAUCGACGAAAAUGUCCCGAAGGUUCAUUUAGAUGUACCAAUGGUCAAUGUUUACCAGCAUACGAGUUUUGCAAUGCAGUUGUUUCUUGUCGCGAUGGUAGUGACGAGCCUAGAGGUGCAUGUAGAACAAGAUAUCGUGGUAGAAUAGGACCUAGAACGUGUCCAUUCAAAUGCAAUAAUGGUAGAUGCCGUUCAGAUGCAAUUGCAUGCAGUGGAAGAGACGGAUGUGGUGAUGGUUCCGAUGAACAACAUUGUUCCGUUUGCAAAUGCGCCGGAACAGCGUAAUUUUUUUUUGAUAUCAU